GAAUAAGGAACUCCUGGGAGCAGCCGUAGGGAGUCAAUCCGCAAUGCCCGGAUCUAGCAAUAGGUGCUUGAAAUCAAAACGGAACUGAAACAGUUUUUUUGGUCACCUGUACAAUCCGUGUCUGCGAACAAUUAAACCACACGGAAGUGCUCGGGUUAAGGAAUCAGGUAUAUAGUACUAGUGUUCUCGUUUGCUGUGGGCUGCAGAACAUAGCAGUGGAUUCUCUUCUGAACUGCAGUCAACCUAACGCUAUGUGCAAGUCCGCUGAUUGCCAAAUGAAGUUUUUCGACAGUGCAGAUUUAGAAAUCGCUCUAAAGCAGUGGAACGACCUGAAAAUGAAGUUUAGUUGUACAUCAAGAGAAUUGGCCGCUAAAAAAGCGGAUAGCCAAGCCGCAGAGCUCUCGAAUAUCUUAAGGCCGAAGGACAAUGAUGGUGAUAUAGGAAAGAAAUUAUUGUCCCGGAGUAGAGUUCAACAGUUUGCAAGAAAUGCCUUUGGUUCAGCGAAAGCAAGUAUUUCCCCCGAAACUAGAGGAGUUGUUGAGCCGUUGGAAGGAAAGAGUGAGCCUCAUAAAAAUGUUCCUGAUCACUUAACUCUGUUGCAGCUUUUGGCUCUUAAUGCUCUAGAUUUAACAGCUCCUGCAAGUAAUGUUCUACUAAAGAAUAGAAUCAACAAUUGGGUUCAACUGUCAGGUCAUGAAGGUUCUUUUGCUCCUGCUGGGCCAGGAACGAUAUGGAAGAAAAGUUCUCCCGAUAGGGUUGAAAUAGAAGCUUAUAAAAAAUUGAUGAAAGACCCACUUUCUUCAAUGGUGCCACAUUUUUAUAAAGAUGUUGAAUACAAUAGCGAAUAUUUUAUUGAAAUGCAAGAUCUCUUACAUAACUUUAAAAACCCUGCAGUUAUGGAUAUUAAAAUGGGAACACGAACUUUCUUGGAGUCUGAAGUUGAAAAUGCCAAAGCUAGGAGUGAUCUGUAUGAAAAAAUGUUAAAAGUUGACCCCACUGCUCCUACUGCUGAAGAACUAGAAACCAAAGCUAUAACCAAACUUAGGUAUAUGCAAUUCAGAGAAAAUCUGAGCUCCUCAGCAGAACUGGGCUUUCGAAUUGAGGGUUUCAAAGUGCAUGGUGAAGAACCAACAAAAGACCUUAAAUGUUUAAAGUCAAGAGAUGAGAUCUGUAGGACAAUGAAGCAAUUCUUAAAUGGGAGUGAAAAAGUGCGGUUAUUGUUGAUUGCCAGACUUGAAAAUCUGAAAGCCAAAUUAGAAAAAUCCACAUUCUUUAGGCAUCAUGAGGUUAUUGGCAGUAGUAUACUCAUAAUACACGAUGGCAAGAAAGCUGGUGCUUGGAUGAUAGAUUUUGCAAAAACAUUACCACUCCCAGAGGGUGUCACGACAGAUCACAGAUCUAAAUGGUGCAAUGGCAAUCAUGAAGAUGGCUACCUAACUGGUCUAGAUAACUUAAUACAUGUCCUGAAACAGUGUGGAAAAUCAAGGAGCAAGAGUAAAUCAUAGGAAAAAAUUCCAUUGUUACAUUUAUUUGGGAAUUUAAAGCUUACAGUGGCACGAUUCCUGAAUUUUGUAUCGUCGUUUGUAGUUCAUUUGAGCAAAAAUGCAGGCAGUUUUUAGCAAAUACCUGCAUUGAAUUAAGUUCCUACUUUUUUCCUUUUCUAGUUUUAUACCAAUACAGCAAGCUAAAUACGUUGUAUUGUUGGCUUUCAUUGAUGUUUUCUAGUUGAAAAUUUUUACAUACGUUCAAUAGCAUACGUUCAAUUCAUUUCAAAAGUGAUUGCUCUCAAAAUCUAAUAAAUUCUAUUUGUUCUUAAAUCAUCAAAACUCAGGACUCACUCCUCCUCUUCAUCAAAUACAAGUGCCAAAAAGUCGCAUCAAGUACAAAAUUGAAAUCCAAUUUGUAAAGUAUUUACAAAGCAAAAUUAGUUUCGAUUUAUUUCGAAAAUGUCUUGUACAAUAGAAGCAAUACUACUUUUCAGUAUUAUACUUGUUUCAAUUUAGCUUUAAAAUAAUUGCUGUAAAUACAUGCCUUUUUAAAUUUUAAGCUGUUUAAAAAUAAUUGGACUCCUCAGACUUGAGGCAAUCUUUGUUAAUAUGUUGUAUGUAAAUAUGUUGUAGCUUAUUUAUUUUGAUUAUGUAUUAAAAUAUUCUUG
This is a messenger RNA of Uloborus diversus, 2155 nucleotides long. RefSeq names its product inositol-trisphosphate 3-kinase homolog. Lineage: Eukaryota; Metazoa; Arthropoda; Arachnida; Araneae; Uloboridae. Gene Ontology annotation, biological process: inositol phosphate biosynthetic process. The record is from RefSeq and is a predicted model, not a curated record. Gene Ontology annotation, molecular function: inositol tetrakisphosphate kinase activity; inositol-1,4,5-trisphosphate 3-kinase activity. Gene Ontology annotation, cellular component: nucleus; cytoplasm.